AUUUAUAUAUGACUGACUCUUAGUGUUAAAUUUGCAUUUAAUUUGAAGCUGAGGAUAUUUGUAUCCUUUCAGAAAUGCUUAGUUAAAUUACUAUACCAAUCUCUGGUAUUUUAUAUUAAAUAUGUAGACCAUAAGAUACCUAUUCAAAUGUUCCCUUAUAUUUUUAAAAGUUUAAAGUUUCGUAAAUGUCUGGCUUAAAUAUUUGAUACUAAAUACCUUGAAAUAUGUGAAAAAUGUUCACAUAAUAGACUCUAAUAAGUAUUCUUACCAUUAUUUUCAUCAACUGUUACUGAAUAUAAUGAAACUCUAAUUAUUUAAUAAAUCGAAGAAGGAUUAGAUAAAUUAUAUGAAUCUAUCUAAGAAAAAUAAUAGAAACUCAAAUAAUCUAAAGAAUAAUUCGAUAAACUAGCCUCAUAAUUAUUUAAUUGUGAAGAUGAUGUUGAAGAAAGUAAUUCUUUAGGAGAAGAAAGUAGUAGUAAUGAAGAAAUCAGUAUAAUUUAUUUUAUUAAAAGAAAAAGAAAAAAAUGAAGAUGAUGAAUAAUAACCUAUUAUGCAAUUUAACAAAAAUUCUAAUAAAAAUAAAUUUUAGAAAAGAUCAAUAGAUAUUUUAAAAAAAUGGUUUUUAGAUCAUCUUGAUAAUCCAUAUCCAGAUAAUACAGAAAAACAAAGACUCUCUAAGAUUACUGGUAUGCAUGUUCGAUAAGUAUUAUUAUUAAACAUGAAUUAUUAGAUUUAAAAUUGGUUUACAAACUCUAGAAAAAGAUAUUUGGAACCCUUAAAAAAAAAAUUUGAGCAUGGAUUAAUGAAAGAAAGUGAUAGUUAGGAAGAAGACUCCUCAAAAGAAUUAAAAAAACCUAUGAAACUUACUCAAUAAUAAUAAUAAUAAUAACAAUAAUAACAACAAUAAUAACAAUAAUAAUAAUAAAUAAUCUAAUAAUAAUAAUAAUAAUUAAAUAUUCCCUCAUAAUAAUUAUAAUAAUAAUAAUUUUAAUAAUAAUAACUUCUCUAAUAACAAUUUUAAAUUUAAAUACCUCUUUAAAAAAAAGUUAAAAUGGAAGAGGGUUGUUAAAAUAAACCAUUUGAUGCAAGCAAUAUUAAAUAGGAAGCUAAAACUGGAUAAUGUGCUCCUGAUGUUUAAUAAUUCUAAUAAUCUAACCAAUUCUAAUAAUUUCAAUAAAUGUAAUAAUUAGCUCAAUUAUAAUAAUUGCAAUGGCUUAAUCCUUUAGCUUAAUUAAAUCCUCUUUAAUUUUAAUUGGCACCAUAAUUUUUAUCUCAAUAUUAUAACUUUUAAGAUUAAUCAAAGGCUUCUCCUAUUAGUGGAUUACCUUAAUUACAUUAAGUACCUGUAUUUCCAUUAUUACCCUCAUUGUAGCCAACUGGAUUUUAAUAAUUUCUAUAAUAAGGUUCAUCAUAACCAAUUUAACAAUAAGUUUAAGUACCAACUAUUUAGGCUUCAAUUCCAUAAGUACCCAGUCUAUAAACCCUUUAAGCAGGAUUUUAAUAAUUAAAUGGACAACAUUAAAAUCCUUAAAAUGGAAUUUUUUAUCCCCUGUAUUAGUAAAUGCAAACUGAAUAAAAGAAAUGAAAUAUAUAUUGC
This is a messenger RNA of Paramecium sonneborni, 1597 nucleotides long. The record is from the annotation of a GenBank genome assembly. Lineage: Eukaryota; Ciliophora; Oligohymenophorea; Peniculida; Parameciidae.